GGAGUGCAGGGGUGUGAGGAGAAAAGGCUCAGGCUGACCAGGGGCAGGCAGAGGCAGGGAGAGGGGCCUGGUCAGUGGUCUAUGACAUCACCUUGCCUGCUGCUGCCUUCAGAAGAUUUCACAAUGCAAGGGAGGAGAUGAGGAUGCGCUCCUCCCUGCCCCAGAAAGCUCCCAGAAUACUCACCUGUUCUGGAUUCCCCCAAAGAGGAGGCUAGAGGGUGCCCGAGGAGAGAUCUCUGAUCCAGCUCCCUGACCCAGAGCCCAGUAAGACCCAAGAAUCCUUCUCUUGCUGCUUCCCUUGGAAGCUCUUUAUAGCACGGAACCAGUCUCUCGGCCCCAUUUGUCUCUUCUGAUCUCGGCAAGACAUCACCUCCUCUUGAAAGCCUUCCCUGAUUUCUCUUCCUUCUCUCUACCACAUGGUGGUGGCCAUGAAGGGGGAUGUCUGCCUUCCUGGGGAAGUUUAUAUUUACAUCAAGUGAAAUGCAAGAUUUCGAAGAAAACAACGUAUAGAGAAAGUGUGCCAACUGAUAACCGGGGAGAAUGUGCAUCUCAUGUAUUGCCAAUGCUAAGAGAGGUUAUCAGGACAUCUUCCUCAAUGGGAGUCAGAAGCAGAAAUCUCACACUUUCCAGCAAGCCACCAGCUCUCACAUCAGGAGUGCAGCCAUGGUAGGACCUGCAUCCACGCGUUCUUCCAACCAGCCUGCUUUGAGCAAGCUCAAAAGAAACAUGAUGCUCCAGACCAUAGAGAAGAAAAGACAAGUCCAUUUAACCAAGGCCAAGAAAAGACAUCAUGAGAGAACUGCACCUCCUACAAGGCUGACCAGUUGCAUUUUUAAAAGACCAGUCACAAGCAUAACUUCUCAUCCUGGCAAUGAGGUCAGGUAUAAUCAAUGGGACAGGACCUUGGAGAAGCCCCAGCAAAUCUCUGCAUACAGCAGACUGCAGGGACUCCAAGCCCACAGCAGUGAAGGAGAACUUUUAAGUACUUUGGACUUCAUAAGUACCUCACAAGUCAUUGCACUAGGCAGUGCGGAUGUAGGGUCUCUACCUAGUGGCCCUGGGCCCAGCAUGGUACCAUUUUGGGCAGGGAUGGUCCCAGGAGCGGGUCUCCAUCUCCCACCACCCAUCUGCAGACAGCAAGUAACACCUGGAGAUAUCCGGAGGCAGACUUGGAAAGUGAAAAAAUCAAGAGAGAGACUGGCUAAGGCCUUGAGGGCAGACAGGCUUGCCAGGGAGGUGGAGAGAGCCAGAAGCCAAGAGGAACGUUCUGACAACUAGAGGAAAUGUUGGAAAAGGUUGUGUGUGGGAAGGAUCCAGUAAGGCACUUCACUGUGAGACGGCCCCCAGUUUCACUUCCCGUCACGAUGUCAAUCUUGUCUCUUGCUCUAUACCACUGUGCUUUGUUACAUCAAAAUGGUACUUCAUUAAACUCUUGAGAGACAAGGUUGUGAAAGAGUAGAGUGGUGGUUUUGUGGGUAAGAGAUUGGAUUUCAUGUGGAAUAAGUCAGAGAAACAGAGAUU
This is a messenger RNA of Mustela erminea (ermine), 1521 nucleotides long. Its product is annotated as putative methyl-CpG-binding domain protein 3-like 5. The record is from RefSeq and is a predicted model, not a curated record. Lineage: Eukaryota; Metazoa; Chordata; Mammalia; Carnivora; Mustelidae. The coding region runs from base 541 to 1278 and encodes 245 amino acids. The transcript is spliced from 5 exons.